CAUUUGUGAAAGAAAAUACUUUUAUCUUUAUGUCAUUAAUUUCUUAGUCCAGCUUAGAGUCACUUGCAGUAUCAUUUACUUCCUUAGCAAAGCAAACACAAAAAAAACAACUAUUAUUUCGGAAUGAUUGGUGAAUUGUCCUGCAGUUUCAUUUCUGACAUUAAGUCGUAAGUACGAAAUGGAGUAGAUUUAAAACCACUAUUUAUUUUGUAAAAGAAAAGAAUUAACCAUCAUGAUUUCAGAAGUGGUAAUUGUAGGAUUGUGAAAAAAAGUGAGUCAUAGCCAGUAGUAUUUUUGCAUUGAAGCAGUAAAUUAUCGAUGGUGAAGCUGUUUGAAGUCGUGCUAAAUUUGUAAAAAAAGCGAGUCUUUGCUAGUACUGCUUUUUGUUUACAAGUAUACUAACAGGAAGUAAAUUAUAAAUGGCGGAGCACCGUUAAGUCGUGCUGCUACUGUAAAAAAGUAAGUCUUUACCAAUAGUGCUUUUGAUUUAAAAACAUAUGCUUCAAAAGUAAAUUAUCAAUGGGAAAGCGGUUUGAAGUUGUGCUGCAUCUGUAAAAAAAGUAAGUUGUUUCCAGUAGUGCUUUUGGUUUACAGGUAUACUAACAAAAAGUAAAUUAUAAAAUGAUGAAACAGUUUUAAGUCGGUGCUACAACCAUAAAAAAGUGCGUCUUUGCUAGAAGUGCUUUCGAUUUAAAAACAUAUACACGAAAAGUAAAUUACAAAUCGUGAAGUUGUUUUGAAUUGUGCUGCAUCGAUACUUCCAGAAAAUAGUAAACACGUUUAAAAAUGCCCGAAUCAAAAUCACAGAUGGAGUUUGAGGAUUUGCUUGAAGAAGUUGGCGAUUUCGGAAAGUAUCAGAGUAGGUUGAUAAUUCUAUUCUUGAUUCCAUCAGCGAUAGUUCUUCCUUGGUUUACCAUGAACAUUCUGUACUUGGUUUACAUUCCUGAUCAUUGGUGCCACGUACCGGAACUGGCAAUGAGCAAUUUAAGUGUGGAAUCGCAAAGAAGCCUCAUCGCUCCUCCCGGUAACUCUUCUUGCUUCAGGUAUGACAUAAACUAUACAGAGCUCUUACUCUCUGGUGAUUUGAAUAUUAAGAAUAACACUCCAGUGAUACCCUGUAACAGUUGGCAAUAUGACACAACAUAUUUUGAUGAAACUGCAGCAAGUAAGUGGGACAUGGUCUGUGGAAAUAGUCAUUAUGCUAGCUUGGUGAUGACUUUAACAAAUGUUGGAAGCAUUAUUGGAACUCCAAUCUAUGGUACACUCUCUGAUAGAAUAGGUCGGAAGCCCGUAUGGUUCAUCGUCAUUCUAGUCACGGCUAUCACGUCCAUUACUUCUAUUCUAAUGACCGAUUUCACGGCCUUUCUCAUACUCAGAACAGUCAAUGGUAGCCUUAUGCCAUCAGUUUUUCAACUGCCUUACAUCAUUUUGCUGGAAGUUGUUGGACUCUCAAAACGAACUCUGAUGAACGGAACAGCUAGUGGAUCAUGGACUGUUGGACUCUGCUUUUUACCACUAAUAGCCUACUUUACGAAACACUGGGUUCCUUUCGGAUUGAUAACUUCUUCGGUUUCAGCACUGAUGUUCCUAUACUGGAGAUAUAUGCCAGAAUCACCAAGAUGGCUGAUAUCCCGAGGAAAAUACAAAGAAGCUGUGAGAGAAAUGCAAAGAAUAUCCGAUACAAACCGCACAAACAUGGAUCCUGUGGACUUGCGAAUGAAACUUCAGAAACUAGGAGAAAGAAUAAAGAAAGAGAAAUUGGAUUCCGCCAGCAAUACAGCCUUCGAUUUAUUACGAUAUCCAAAUCUGCGGAAAAAAUUUCUGAUUCUUUCAUUUUGUUGGGUCGCAGAUAUCUUUGCCUAUUAUGGUCUUCAAAUCAACGCUUCAAAUCUCGCUGGUGAUCCAUUUCUGAAUUUCUUUCUGCUAGCUCUUGUUGAGAUACCUGGACUUGUGUUUAGUUGGUAUUUCAUGGAGAAAUGGGGUCGACGAUGGUGUUCAGUAACAGCUUUGGCUAUCACUGGAUCUGCCUGUCUUCUCGUUGCAAUCAUUCCAGGUGUACCGUCUUUGGCAGUGGCUUGCUCAUUAAUCGGUAAGUUUGGUGCGUCAGCAGCGUUCAUGGCAGUCUACCAGCAAUGCUCAGAGCUGUAUCCAACAACAAUUCGAGCUAUAGGCAUGGGAAUGAGUGGAACUUUUGCAGGUGUUGCAAACAUCAUAGUGCCUUAUAUUGUGUUUUUGGCAUUCAUUGAUAAAUACAUCCCUUUUCUUAUUUUCGGACUGGUGUGCAUUUUAGCAUCCAUAAGCGCAACAUUUUUACCUGAAACCCUCAAUGAAAUUCUCCCACAGACGAUCAACGAUGCAGAGACAUUUGGAAAAGAUCAAAGAUAUUUUUCGUGCACUGGGAAAAGAAAUUCAGUUUCCUCAACUGAAGAGGAGUCUCCAAAAUUCUUCAAAGAUCUUUUAAAAGACACAUAAAGCAGCUAAAUAAAUUUUCUAUUUAACAAA
Parasteatoda tepidariorum (common house spider) is the source of this 2502-nucleotide messenger RNA. RefSeq names its product organic cation transporter 1. Gene Ontology annotation, molecular function: transmembrane transporter activity. Gene Ontology annotation, biological process: transmembrane transport. The record is from RefSeq and is a predicted model, not a curated record. Lineage: Eukaryota; Metazoa; Arthropoda; Arachnida; Araneae; Theridiidae. Gene Ontology annotation, cellular component: membrane.